Messenger RNA from Scatophagus argus, 849 nucleotides. RefSeq lists its product as uncharacterized. The coding region runs from base 1 to 609 and encodes 202 amino acids. The transcript has 4 exons. The record is from RefSeq and is a predicted model, not a curated record. NCBI's taxonomy places the organism in Eukaryota, Metazoa, Chordata, Actinopteri, Scatophagidae.
AUGUUGCGGAGUAAAAUAUUUCUCCCCAAAAAUGCAGUGGAGCUGAAGAAGCAGAAGACUAAGAAAUUUGGAAAAGAAAACACACCAGGAAGAACUGGGGUCCGUUCAGACAGCGAGGAGAAUGAACUGGAUUAUGGGUACUGGAACUACAGAGAGGGAGCUGAUAGCGUGAAUGUGGCCUCAGUGCGCAGUGUGACCAGAGUUUUAGACACCUGGGGAAAACGCAUCUUCAAUGAGAUCAAGACUUUACUGCACUCUCAGCCCAACACACUGCUGCCUGACUACUCCAGGGUGCGCCCUUUAUCCGAGUCCGUCAACGACCUGUUCAGAGAAGUGUCGCUGCUGCGCAGGCGCAUCACCGAGCUCUCUCACCGCCUAGCAACCCUGGAACCGUUCCUACGUCACUACGGCUACAGGGAGGAGGCGGCGGGGGAGGAGGGGGAGGCGACGGCAGGCGGCCGGGCUCUGAGCCUGAGAGGAGAGGUGGCGAGCCUGGCUCGAUACAGCCCGAGUACCGCGGGGAGGGCGGGUCCGCCGAGGGGGAGCCGGGUGGUGAGGAGGAGACGGGUGAGGGUCUUCAAAAAGGAAGGAGUGAAGCCGGUUCAGUGAGAGAGACGGACACACUGAUGCAGGGAAGUGAAGAGUAUGACAAAGAAAGAAGUUCUGCACAUAUUCUAUAAUGUAAGAUAUAUACAUUUUUAAAGUGCUUCAUUUUUGUAAAAUAACAAUAUGAUAGUUCUAUACUGCUUGUCAUAAUAGGCCAGGAGUAAUGCUGAGGAUUUGUAUGAGUCAAUAUGGAGGGCAAUAACUUUAAUAAACAAUCAUGAUCAUCACUACUGCACUGUUCUG